Messenger RNA from Lolium perenne, 2109 nucleotides. Its product is annotated as protein FAR1-RELATED SEQUENCE 5-like. Gene Ontology annotation, molecular function: zinc ion binding. Lineage: Eukaryota; Viridiplantae; Streptophyta; Magnoliopsida; Poales; Poaceae. The record is from RefSeq and is a predicted model, not a curated record.
AUGGACGGCUCUAUGGCUUCCGGGAUUGGCAAUGAGAAAGCAACUACAGACGUUGAUGACUCUACAUGGGAUGCUUUUGAUAUUUCAUCUUCAGAAGAUGAAUAUGAAAUACCUUCAUCUGAUGAUGAUGAUACCAUUUUUGGUGAUCUUCUAUCUGAGUCUGAUAAUAUGGACAUCGAUGAUGAAGACAGCAUAAGUGGUACAGAUGAUGAACCCACUUCUGAAAAUACGAGUGAUGUGACAGGAAGUUCCCAGCUGGACCAUACUAAGCACGAAGAUGAUAAGGAUCCAUAUGAUAUUGAUGCUGAAAUGAACAGACAAAAGAUCAAGGAUCAUCAGAAAUCUAGGAUCAUGUCACUGGGAGCUGCUGGGAUGAGAUUAUUCAACAUUAUGAGGAUAUUUAUCAGUGAUAAUGGAAAAUACAGCAGGGUAGGAUUUGUAAGAAAGGAUCUUUACAACAUGUCUUGCCGUGAAAAGAGGAAGAUGAUUGCAAAGGGUGACGCCAACACAACCAUUGGCAUUAUGGAGAAGAGGAAGAGAGAUGAUCCUGAAUUCUUUUUUGAUUACAAGCUUGGUAAAGGUGAAAAAUUGUUACACCUGUUCUGGUGUGAUUCUCAGUCUCGGCAGGACUAUGCCGACUUCGGUGACGUGCUGGUGUUUGACAGCACGUACAAAACAAAUCGGUAUGCUAUGCCGUUCAUACCUUUUGUGGGAAUGAACAAUCACCGCCAGACUACUGUUUUUGCAUGCGCCAUUGUCUCGGACGAGAAGGAAGAGACAUAUAAGUGGUUGUUAGAAACAUUCCUGAAGGCCAUGUAUCAGCAGAAGCCUAAAGGGAUCAUCACUGAUGGGGACGCUGCAAUGAUCGCCGCUGUUGGUAAAGUCUUUCCAGGCGUGUGGUACCGUGUUUGUACGUGGCAUAUUGAGAAGAACAUGAAGAAGCACCUAGACCCCCUGGAUCACAAUGAAUUCCGGUCGCUGCUGUACUACAGCACUUCGGAACAAGUAUUCGAGGAGAGAUGGAGGGCAUUCGUCGAGAAGCACCAGACGGCAUUAACCAAAGAAUGGAUGAAGAGGAUGUAUGCUAGGAAGAAGUUGUGGUCAGACGCUUAUCUAGCGAAUGGAUAUUUCCUUGGAAUGAAAAGCAACCAGAGGAGCGAGAGUUUGAACUCCACCCUACACACCCACCUUGACUUUGGACUGACAAUGGUGGAUAUGGUUGUGCACUACGAGAAUAACAGUAGCCGUGUCCGGGAGGAAGAGGCCCGCCACGACGCCAUAGACUCUCAGACACUACCGGUUGCAGUUACCAGGUACAAGGAUAUAGAGACGUCUGCUGCCCGUAAAUUCACUGCUGCAAACUUCUACCUCGUUCAAGGGGAGCUGAAAAAGAUUGGGGGCCUAGAGAUUGUAGAUCAACUUGGAUGUGUUGGUGGGGUAUCAACCUUCGUUGUGUCAUGGAUGAAUAACCGUAAGUAUUUGUUUUCAGUGGAUUACAGACCUGAAAGCAAAGAGGAAACAAUAACGUGCAGCUGCCGAAGGAUAUAUCGGAAAGGGCUACCUUGCAAGCACAUCUUGUUUGUUUUGCAUUAUGUGGGGUACUCUGAAAUUCCAAACUGUUGUGUUCUCCGAAGGUUCUCGAAGGAUGCAAGGUAUGGUUUGCCCUCGAGACGCGAGAGUGAUUUGUACGGAUGGGGAUGGGAAGGGGUAGCUGAGCGGAGAAAGCAUAGCGAGCUUACCCUCAUUGGAGCAGAAGCUUUUGAUGCCACAUUGCAUGACCCAGAAUCUUUCAGCGAGCUUAUGAAAUGUAUGAAAGGCAUAAUAUAUAGGAGAAAAGGCGCCCAGACCAGUCAUUCAACGGCUUACCAUGAGGACGCACAAAACAGAGGAGAUGCACCAGUAGUGGGUGAUCCUGAUCAAGCUGAGACCAAAGGAGCACCUAAACAAAACAAGAGGUACUAUAAGGACAAGGAUACAAAUCAACAGACAUCAAAACAUGGCAGGAUACUGUCACACGACGAGCGGAAGAAGGAGGGGUUGUGCAGUGCUUGCAAUCAACCAGGUCAUAACAGAAACAACAAGAUGAAGUGCAGGCUACAUAAGGAGUGA